UUUGGGGAGAAAACGGACAACUGCUAGAGAAAGGACUGCUGUGAAAACACACGGUGUGCCCAGAUGAGAGUUUUGUGGUCGAAGGAGACUCCGCUGAACACAGAGGAGAAACACACGCUGAAGGAAAAUGUCUUCAGUUCCUGACGGGAAGAAACUCAUCCGUAGUUCCAGCGGCCUUCGCAUGGUUCCGGAAAACGGCGCCUUUAGCAGUCCUUUCUCUCUGGACGAGCCGCAGUGGGUCCCGGACAAAGAGUGCCCCAGAUGUAUGCAGUGCGACACCAAGUUCGACUUCAUCAAAAGAAAGCACCACUGCCGGCGGUGCGGCCGGUGUUUCUGUGAUAAAUGCUGCAGUAAGAAAGUGGCGCUGCAACGCAUGUGUUUUGUUGAUCCGGUGCGGCAGUGCGCCGAGUGCAGCCUGGUCUCCCAGAAAGAGAUGGAGUUUUACGACAAGCAGCUCAAAGUGCUUCUGGGAGGAGGCACCUUCGUUGUCACUUUGGGAACGUCGGAGAAGUCUGAAACCAUGACGUGUCGCCUCUCCAACAAUCACAGGUUAGCUCUUCUUUAAGUCCGCACAUACUUGACAUACCAAAUAUUUACUUUACCUGAAUUACAAAAAGCUACCUGUCACAUCUGGCCAUCUGAACAGGAUCAAAUCUUCAUUUUUUAAUAUAUGUGUAUGUGUGUGUGUGUGUGUGUAGGAGGGUCAAGAGCCAGUGGAAUGCUACUCCAUUACAAGCCAAUGGGCUCUCAGGAUGUCCAGCAGCUCCGCAUGGAGGCAGCAGAUGAUAAGAAGGUGGCUUCAUUAUGGUUGUCUGGAAUGCACAAGGCAGCCAAACUGCUGUACGAAGCUCGAGACCAGUGAGGACCAGAAGCGAAGCUCCAGGCAGCACACACCCAAGUGUUUUGUACCCAUCUCAGUCGGGUUUGGUGCCCUUUGGAUAUUAUUAACGCCACUUCCUCUUCUGCUUAUCUGUCCGAUUCCUCAUUGGUUCUUGAUACCAGUUCCAUUCAUGGUAAUUUUUGCAAAUGUUUGUAUGAAAAAUGACUUUUAUUACCUCUAUAACCAGUACUUUGUACAUAAUGUUUACCACAAGUACGCUGCUUGGACCUAUUUUUAAAUUUUAAUUUUCUUUUAAAAGAAAUUAUUUGACGUUGACUUCAUUUAAUCCUCUUUUGUGUUAAUUCAUAAAUCAGGGCAUGCAGCAUUAAUGUUUCGACUCAAAAAAUAUAACAAGAAGAAGAAGGUUUGCUCUUUUUUGCCAAUUUAAAAUUAUUUAUAGAAUUCAUUAGAUUUUAAUUUUAUUUUUGAAAACAUUAAACAUGUCACAAAUGAGGCAUUGCACCUUUUUUAUAAACCAUCUUCCAUGGUUGAAUUAUGGUGACACUAUAACUUUGUUAUGCUGCUACAAGAGAAGUGAUGAAGUGUGUCUUUGCAGGUUUACUAGGUCACCUUAACAGAGCCAAGCAGGGACUUGGUCAUUGAACUGUCCACAGUAGCCAGAUCUUCCACACAGAGCGUCAUCACAAGUAGUGUGAAGGACAAAUCCACCCUGAAAUCCUUUAUCGCAGACAGAAAAGCAGCUUUCUGUGAUCUUACUGGCACUUCAGGAUUCAGCUGUGCUUCAUUUAAUCUCAUAAUAAGAAAAGGUGUGAACAAACACAGUUGUUCCUGAAAUGCCAAUAACAUCACAGACUUGCAUCCAGUUUAUAUGAAAGUAACAUUACAUGGUGGAUUUUUCCUUCAGUUCCGUUUAAAUGUUGAAAGUUUAGGUGAAAUCUUCUUUUUCAGUUAUUAACUGCUUCGAAUAUUCACAGUCGUACAUCUUUAGGCCUUUUUGUCU
This is a messenger RNA of Neolamprologus brichardi, 1841 nucleotides long. Lineage: Eukaryota; Metazoa; Chordata; Actinopteri; Cichliformes; Cichlidae. The record is from RefSeq and is a predicted model, not a curated record.